Molecule: messenger RNA, 1100 nt
Organism: Maylandia zebra (zebra mbuna)
Lineage: Eukaryota; Metazoa; Chordata; Actinopteri; Cichliformes; Cichlidae
Source: RefSeq, a predicted model, not a curated record
AACAUCUGUCUGCACUGAUCCAUAAAGUUGCAACAAUGGCAGCUGUUACAGAUGUGCUUCUAGAAACACUGGAGGAUUUGAGUGAUCAGGAUCUCAACAAAUUCAAGUUGUUCCUGCAGUUCACUUAUUUUCAGAAGAGUCUUCCACAAAUCAAACUGAAUAAUGACAGAAGAGGAAUAGUGAAUGAUAUGAUGGAUAAACUUGGUCAUCAGUCUGUGGAGGUGAUCAGGGAGGUUUUAACAGACAUGCAGAGAACUGAUCUGGUGCAGAGGCUGUCAGAGAGCAGCUCAGGACUCAAAGCUGCAGGAUCAUCAGCUGAAGGAUUUGAUGUGGAGGAAACAGAGAAAGAGAAACACUCUGAGGAUGAACGUUGGCCUGCACUGAUCCACAAAGUAGAAACGAUGGAGUCUGUUAUUGAGCUGCUGCUGGAAACUCUGGAUGGUCUCAAUGAGCCGGAGCUCAGUGAGUUCAAUAAGAACCUGCCACAAAUUCAUCUUCACCAAUAUUACUCAGACUUCUCAUGGAUGUGGUACAUGAGGACAGACCUGCAGCACACAGUGUUUCUGAUGGUGCUGAUUUACGGCCAACAGUCAGUGGAGAAGACCAUGGAGGUCUUAAAGGAGAUGAAGAGGACUGAUCUGGCUCAGAGGCUGUCAGACUGCAGCUCACUGCCUCGAAAGAAACACUCUGUGGAUGAACGACGCUCUGCACUGAUCCACAAAAUGGCAACAAUGGCAGCUGUUAAACAUCUGCUUUUAGAAACUUUGAAUGAUUUGAGUGAUGAGGAGCUCAAGAAAUUUAAGAGGCUCCUGCAGACGAUCAUUCCUUGGAGGAAUCUGUCAUUCUUCUCACGGAGGUUGAGUCGAUUAUCAAACAGAGCAGAUACAGUAAAUCUGAUGAUGGAUAAACUUGGUCAUCAGUCUGUGGAGGUGACCAGAGAAGUUUUCAUGCACAUGAACAGAACUGAUCUGGUGCAGAAGUUACCAGAGAGCAGCUCAGCAUCCAGAGAGAAACACUCUGUGGAUGAACAUGGAGCUGCACUGUUGAAGAGAGUGAGUGUGACUUUAACUCAGCUUUCAUUCAGUAGAUUCAGGCUGUAA